This is a messenger RNA of Trichoplusia ni (cabbage looper), 2354 nucleotides long. RefSeq names its product neuropeptide FF receptor 2 (gene NGR-A34). Gene Ontology annotation, biological process: G protein-coupled receptor signaling pathway. The record is from RefSeq and is a predicted model, not a curated record. The transcript is spliced from 8 exons. The coding region runs from base 665 to 1924 and encodes 419 amino acids. Lineage: Eukaryota; Metazoa; Arthropoda; Insecta; Lepidoptera; Noctuidae. Gene Ontology annotation, molecular function: G protein-coupled receptor activity. Gene Ontology annotation, cellular component: membrane.
UGUUUAUUUCAUCUGUUAUUUAAAACUUUGACGUUAUGUAUUGCAGCAUUAUUUUAACUUGAAAGCUUUUAAAUCCCUUGAAUUCGUUUACACAAUUUAAACAAAUGAAUAAACAGAACACUACUAAAUCCCAAUUUUGGAACGUAACAAACUCAUAUUUUGAGUACUCCAGAUUUAAAUGUACUUUCAAGGGUUAUUCCAAAAAAAAUAAGCGAAAAACAAUUAAUAAUCAGAACUUUCCCCCUAUCAAUCAUCUUUUAGAUAAAAAAGCUUUCAUGGUAAUGGACUACCUAAAACCUCUGUUAUCUCGAGUAUGAAAUAUCGACUUCCAUUCCUUAAUAAUUUAUUUAGUUUGCACACUUGUUUUUGCUCAGUUCUAUUUAAUACUACUGUACGUGAAAGUGCAUCAGCCACAUCUACAUAAUAUUGCCAUCUACAAGUGAAAUACUAGAAGCAAGAGGGUUCGGCAGAGGAUUAGAUUUUACGAAGCUCUUGAUACGUCCGUUCGAUUAUUUUUAUCAUAAAGUGCGAGAUUGAUUUAUUUGUAGGUAUUCAUCGUGCCGCCAUUUCGAAACUUUAUCAGCAAGUGCGGAGAUUGAAAAAAGAUAAGGUGGUACAGCACGCAUUAACUCAUGUGAAGAAGUGUAUUAAAUUAGAAUAAAAAAUGGAUGAAAGUGACUUUGAUGAAAUAAUUCAAUCACCGAGGACAUUAAGUAACUGGUCGUUGGAUUACUUGGAGAAUAUAGACACAUCAAAAUACCCAUUUCCAAACACACUAUGGCAUAUUAAGCCUGCAAAAGAGAUCGCAUUAAAAACCUCUGCUAUGGUCAUCAUUGGAGUACUAGGCAUCUUUCUGAACUCCAUAAUACUUAUCAUCUUGAUAAAGAACCGCUGGAUGUGGACAGCCAGCAACUGUUUGAUAGGGAACCUGGCUUUAACGGACUUGUUCACUCUAAUCUGCUGCCCAUGGUUCAUGCUCGUCAGAGAUUUCUACCAGAAUUACGUUUUGAAGAACUUUGGAUGCCGCUUCGAGGGGUUUUUUCAAGCAUCAUUCCUUCUAUCAAGUGUUUGUGCGAUCCUAUUGGUAUCCUACGACCGAUUGGCAGCAGCUGCAUUAACAGCUGAAGCAAGAAUCACUUUGAAGUCUGCUCCCAGGCUGAUUAUAGCAUCCUGGGUGUUGGCUACUGCGCUAUCACUACCUUGGGCUCUGAAAAGAGAUUACGUGGAGCGGCAGUGGCUGGAUCAUUUAGAAACUUUCUGCAUGGAAGAUGUUGCAGUUCUUGGUAUAUUUUGGCACUUCUUAUUGACUUUGCUGGUCUGGGUUCCGUUGGGGUUAAUGGUUGGAACUUAUGGGACUAUAAUGUGGCGUCUAGAAAGGAGCAGCAGGGAACUUUCUUCGCGUGGUGGAGGUCAGUUUGUGGUGAGGGCUAGGGGCAGAGCCUUGAGGAUCACAUCUCUAGUGCUGCUGGCGGCUGUCGUCUGCAGGAUUCCGUAUACCACACUAAUCUAUUGGAGGCAUAACAACGAUGAUAAAAUUAAUUCGGUGAAAGGUGCCUAUGCAGUUAUGUGGUUUGUGGCCAAUUACCUGAUGUACCUUAACUGUGCUAUCAACCCUUUGAUCUACGGGUUUACAAAUGCUCGCUUCAGGAAAGCAAUGGACAGGACUCCUGGAAUAGCUUGCUUCAAAUUUGGGUCUUGGUGUUGUAUUUUUACUAUGUUUAGUCGAAAGCAAAUACAAAUAACAGACAAGAACACAGAAAAGAUCUUCGUGAUCGGAAAGUCUCCGAAGCCAAGACAGAAGCUUUCACACGUUCUCAAAAACAUUCUGCAUAUCAACAAGGAUCGAGUGGAGUUCAUCGUAAAGGCUGAUGAGGUCACCACCAAGCCUACUAAAGUAACGCCUAUUAAGACAGAACAAGCAUAAGUUUAAUAAGUCCAGUCAUUUUUGUGGAAGAAAAAUCUUAGAGAAGAUUGAUAAUGAGAUUUUGGUCGUACUAAUUGAUUUCAAGCAUUUGCAGAUUUUUGAAUAGUCAUUCACCAACCAGGUAGAGCUAUGACAUGCGUUAAUAGGUAGUGUUUAAAGAGGAUAAUGAAAAAAGGUCAUAAUCAGUUGCAGAAGAGGCUUACUUCUAAGCAGCAGUAAAAUUAUGAAGAUAGUUUAAAAAGCCGUAAUAAAGGUAUGCGAAAUGGUACAACAGUUUUCAAAAUCCAUCCUAUACAUUUUUGCUAAGGUAUAAUAAAUGACUGGAGUAGAAUUACCUCAUUCCACAGGAUUCUUCGAUAGGUCUUUCACUGUGCGCUUGUGGAACAAACUCCCUGCAUCAAUCAGAAAGGCUCAGACACUUAGCACCUUU